This is a messenger RNA of Setaria italica (foxtail millet), 2251 nucleotides long. RefSeq names its product putative methylesterase 14, chloroplastic. NCBI's taxonomy places the organism in Eukaryota, Viridiplantae, Streptophyta, Magnoliopsida, Poales, Poaceae. The transcript is spliced from 5 exons. The record is from RefSeq and is a predicted model, not a curated record. Gene Ontology annotation, molecular function: methyl jasmonate esterase activity; methyl indole-3-acetate esterase activity; methyl salicylate esterase activity. The coding region runs from base 893 to 2041 and encodes 382 amino acids. Gene Ontology annotation, biological process: jasmonic acid metabolic process; salicylic acid metabolic process.
CUCCACACAAGAGAACAAGGUUGGAGAGGUGUACAGCUAGUCUUGACGGUACACGCUAGCAAGUACUAGCAAAGACUGCAAGGGACACAGCUCCCCAGAAACCGUCCAAAAGCUUCCUGCAAUCCUGCUGCUGGGCGUUGAACUCCCUUGAUUAAUCGCAUCAGCUUCCAAAGAUUUUUUUUUUUUUGGUUCAGAAGGAAAGCAGAGCAGAGGCGAAAUAAAUUCCUCCGGCGAGAUUCGUGUGUGUGGAGAUGAGUUAGGUGCCAGGACCGCUCAUAAAUUCUGCCCUGUUCUUUCAGAUCUGCUCCGUGCUGUGCUGUGCUUUGCUUUGCUUUGCUGCGAGAAGAAAUUCCUCUAGGCCCAGCAGUUAUCUCCCUCUCGGCUUCUUCCAGUUCUUGGCUAGCUCUUGGGUUCCUCUUGGGAAGAAUCUCUCGGUCUCGUCUAGUCAAGUCACCCAUGCGUCGUCGCCGGAGUCCAAUCUCGCCGCUCAGAGUUUCUUGAUUUGGUCUGUUCGGAAUUUCCAUUUUCCCCGGGAGAAAAUUUGUUCCUUCCAAAAGUUGAAUCUUAACCCCCUCAGGAUUUUGUGUUUAGUCCAUUUCCAGUGGAGGGAGAGCUUGUUCUUGAAUCCCGUAGCUGUAGUAGCAGCGUUGGAAGCAGAAUCAGUUCCUGCAUAAAAAUCCUCCCUUUUCUCUUGGUUUCUUAGCAGCGCAAUCAGUCUUUGCUUGAAUCUCGCGACAGCUCGCAGCUUCCUUCCCAUCUCGAUUUCGUCGUGAUUUCAGGUCGGCUGUUGCUCGCCUUCGCCGAUUUGUUUGCUCCCGAGAGCCAGCCUAUAAGAAUCCCCACCCCACCCUUCCUUCUUCCACUCCACGAGCUCGCGUGGUUUCUUCUCCCAAUGGGCAACGCGUUCGCGUGCAUGCCGCGCAAGGAGCAGCGGGCCGCGGCCGCGGUGUCGCGCAGCAAGCGGAUGGGGAGCGCGCGGUCGGCGCGCGGUGGGCCCAAGCUGACGCCGGCGGAGGAGGAGCUCCUGCACCGCCAGGCACUGGCCAUGGCCAUCCACCAGCACCUCGACGCCGGCGGCUCCAUGUCGCGCCGCAUCGACGCCGGGGCCUCCCUGUCCCGACGCAUGGGGCCCGGCUCCACCAGCUCUCGCCGCCGCGGCGACCUGCUCGACUCCGUCACGAAUGCUAAGCCCGCCCAAAUUGUUCUGGAGAAUUUAGAAACAAAGAAAAUUGUCCUUGUUCAUGGAGAAGGAUUUGGUGCUUGGUGUUGGUACAAGACCAUCUCACACUUGGAGGAAGCUGGUCUUGAGCCUGUUGCCUUAGACCUCACAGGUUCUGGCAUAGAUCAUACUGAUACAAACAGCAUAGCUACACUAGCAGAUUACUCCAAGCCAUUAAUUGAUUACCUCGAUAAACUUCCUGAGGAUGAGAAGGUUAUUUUGGUCGGCCACAGUUGCGGAGGUGCAAGUGUUUCAUAUGCGUUAGAACACUGCCCCCAAAAGAUCUCAAAGGCGGUGUUUCUUACUGCUACGAUGGUAAAGGAUGGGCAGCGGCCUUUCGAUGUGUUCUCGGAGGAACUCCGGUCAGCAGAUGUUUUCCUGCAAGAAUCACAGUUUUUAGUUUAUGGAAAUGGAAAGGACAAGCCUCCUACGGGGCUGAUGUUUGAUAAACAGCAGAUCAAGGGGCUCUAUUUCAACCAAACUCCUUCCAAGGAUAUGGCGCUAGCUGCGGUGUCCAUGAGGCCCAUCCCUCUAGCCCCAAUCAUGGAAAAGCUCUCCCUCACCCCUGAAAACUAUGGCACUGCCCGCCGCUACUUCAUCCAGACGCUUGACGACCACAUGCUCUCGCCUGACGCCCAGGAGAAGUUGGUCCGGGAGAACCCGCCAGACGGCAUCUUCAAGAUCAAGGGCAGCGACCACUGCCCCUUCUUCUCGAAGCCGCAGUCCCUCAACAAGAUCUUGCUGGAGAUCGCACAGAUCCAAGCUCCGGCGGCGCUGCUCCCGGGCAAAGCAAGCGCGGAGGAAACCGCGGUGAAGUCAUGACUGCAUGUAUGUAGUGUACAUGAAAAAUGAUUAGCACAUAGGUUGCGAAAGGGAGGUGCGGGGGUUAAUUGAAAUCAGCUGUCAGAUAAUAAUGUAGGGAGGUGAAAGUGUCCGUUUUUUCUGUGAUCAAGUAUAGAGAAUGUGAGAUUGUCAGAUAGUUGCCUUUUACCUUGUGAAUCAAAUAUGACGCCAGAACAUGUCUUACUGUUU